AGCAGUCUCCAAUUUUUCUUAUCUUUAAUCAAAAAUAGAUUAGCUUAAAAUUGAUAACGAAUAUUUUAUUAAUUUAUUUAUUAAUUUAGAGUGUUUAUAAAUUACUUUUCUUUUUUAGUAAAGACGGAGUACCUAAAAAAGAAAUAGUAAUACUCUGCCUAACUCAAACCGACGCCGUACGAUAUUCUAUCUCUCUCUCUCUCUAUAUUAACCAAAAUAUUCUUUCUACCGAUGUCCGAUCUACCUCAAUAAUGGAAAUGGACACAGUUCCCAACGGCAAUUCGCCGUCAUCGACCACCACCAGCCCCGCCGUCGCUCCAACCUCCGCCGCCGCCGCCGCCGCCGCCGCCGCUGCUAUCUCACCAAAUACUCCGUCAUCAAAACUGAAUCAACUAUCGGAGUCUAUGAAAUUAGAACACCAGUUCCUUCGUGUUCCGUUCGAGCAUUAUAAGAAGACGAUCCGUGCUAAUCAUCGCGUUGUUGAGAAGGAAGUGAAUGCUGUUAUUAACGGUGUUGUUGUGGAUGCGGAUGAUUCUGAUGUGAUUAUGUCGAGUGAUGAUGCUGUACAUCAGCUCAAUUCACUUGUUUCGCGAUUGCAAGGACUCAAACGGAAGUUGGAAGAGGGGAGUCGAACGGAGAACCUGCAAGCACAAAGAUGCAGAGCACGAUUAGAUCAUCUAGAAUCUGCUGAUCCAGAAAAUUUAUCAGACUGGAAUAACACCCGUUUAAAGCGGAUACUAGUGGAUUACAUGCUGCGGAUGUCAUAUUAUGAUACUGCUGUGAAGCUUGCUGAAAGCAGCAACAUCCAGGAUCUUGUUGACAUUGACGUCUUUCAUGAAGCAAAAAAGGUCAUUGAUGCUCUCCAGAACAAGGAGGUAACUCCUGCAUUAGCCUGGUGUGCUGAUAAUAAAUCCAGGCUAAAGAAAUCAAAGAGCAAAUUUGAGUUCCAGUUGAGAAUGCAAGAGUUCAUAGAGUUGGUAAGAGCUGAAAACAUGAUGCGGGCCAUUACAUAUGCUCGGAAAUAUCUUGCGCCUUGGGGUUCCACCCAUAUGAAAGAGUUGCAGCGGGUCUUGGCUACACUUGCUUUCAAGAGUAAUACUGAAUGUACAACUUACAAGGUUUUAUUUGAACCAAAGCAAUGGGAUUACCUGAUUGAUCAAUUCAAACAAGAGUUCUGCAAGUUAUAUGGCAUGACUCUUGAGCCUUUACUGAAUAUAUAUCUGCAAGCAGGGCUGUCUGCAUUGAAAACUCCAUUCUGUUAUGAAGAUGAUUGCACAAAGGAGGAUCCUUUGUCACAGGAGAGCUUCCGCAAAUUAGCAUCGCCACUACCAUAUUCAAAGCAGCAUCACUCGAAGCUUGUUUGCUACAUCACCAAAGAAUUGAUGGAUACUGAAAAUCCACCCCUUGUGUUGCCUAAUGGCUAUGUCUAUAGCACCAAGGCGCUCGAAGAAAUGGCGAAGAGGAAUGAUGGCAGAAUCACAUGUCCUAGGACAGGCUAUACCUGCAACUACACCGAGCUGAUUAAGGCUUACAUUUCAUGAGUCUCUGUUUUAAUUGCACUGUUCAUCAGCGUAGAUCGUGGGCCGUGAUCAGCUACCAAACAAGAAACUUGCUCUGGGAACUUCUCAGUGUCCAUGACUUCAUGUUUAGGGGACAAUUGUAUAUAUGGAAAACACCAAGUCUGUAAUCCUUGCAUGCAAGCAGAAAGUAAGGAUGUUUACUUUAAAUGGAGUUUGAAUUGUACAGCA
This is a messenger RNA of Capsicum annuum, 1748 nucleotides long. RefSeq names its product protein MAEA homolog. NCBI's taxonomy places the organism in Eukaryota, Viridiplantae, Streptophyta, Magnoliopsida, Solanales, Solanaceae. The coding region runs from base 252 to 1541 and encodes 429 amino acids. Gene Ontology annotation, cellular component: cytoplasm; nucleus; GID complex. Gene Ontology annotation, molecular function: protein binding; ubiquitin protein ligase activity. Gene Ontology annotation, biological process: proteasome-mediated ubiquitin-dependent protein catabolic process. The transcript has 7 exons. The record is from RefSeq and is a predicted model, not a curated record.